Monopterus albus (swamp eel) is the source of this 4568-nucleotide messenger RNA. It is a transcript of the gene ddhd2, whose product is annotated as DDHD domain containing 2. Gene Ontology annotation, molecular function: protein binding; glycerophospholipase activity; triacylglycerol lipase activity. Gene Ontology annotation, cellular component: cytoplasm; COPII-coated ER to Golgi transport vesicle. The record is from RefSeq and is a predicted model, not a curated record. The coding region runs from base 175 to 2586 and encodes 803 amino acids. The transcript is spliced from 20 exons. Lineage: Eukaryota; Metazoa; Chordata; Actinopteri; Synbranchiformes; Synbranchidae.
CUCGGUUAACGACUGUCUGUUACUAGCGUUAUAAUAGCCAGAACACUGGCACAAUAUAAAAACGGAGACAUUAACACUGGUGUACUGUGAGGCCAUCUUAAUUCAUCCUACAUGAACAUGAAUGUCCUGUGUUUGUGUGGCCCCCUGUCUUCUUAAGGUCAGAGCUGGGGGCUAAUGUCAUUCAGUCCUGGUGAGGAGGGGGCUUUAUCUCAGGCUGCCCCAGACGUCAAUACGCAAGACCUCUGUCACAACCCCGCUCAGUGCGUGGCGACAGGGAACACAUCUGAGGAUAAGGUGAGGGUGUCACCUGUUGUGGAUGAAGCUUCUCCUUCCUCCACAUCCUCCUUUGAGAUCCUUGACAUGGAGUCUGUCCUAGCUCCUUACCAAGAAGUGCAGCCUCACUGGUUCUUCUGUCGACAGGCUGAUGACAACACCUUUUGGCUUCCUUUUAGCAGAGAAGAUUCUGACAAACUAGAGAAUUCCUGCAACACUGCAGCAAGCAAGGAGGAGGAGGUGGUAGUUGCUGUAGAUGGACAGCGGUAUGAUGUUCAUGUCAAGGAGAGGAAAUGCUACCCUGUGUACUGGGAGCAAGCUCCCACUGAAGUUCGUCGCUGUACCUGGUUCUACAAAGGAGAUAAAGACACAAGGUUCAUGCCUUAUCCUGAGGACUUCAGCAAAAGUUUGGAGGAGGCCUAUAUGAUAUCAGUGACCUUAAAUGAAUGGAAGAGGAAACUGGACUUUCCCACUGGAGAGACUGUUAUCUUACACAAUCCCAAAUUGAUAAUGCAGUACCAGCCAAUAGGAUUACAGGAUGAGUGGAUAUCGUCUCCCUCAGAGCAGACCCGGCCUCGAACGGUCAAGAGGGGAGUAGACAACAUUUCUGUAGAAAUAACUGAUGGUGAGCCAGAAAAGGUGGACCACCUUGUCUUUAUGGUGCAUGGCAUCGGUCCUGCAUGUGAUUUACGCUUCAGAUCCAUUAUACAGUGUGUAAAUGACUUUAGGAGCGCUUCCCUGUCCCUUCUGGCCUCUCAUUAUAAGCGUGCUCAGCAGGAUGGCCUGGUGGGCAGAGUGGAGUUCCUCCCAGUCAAUUGGCGUAGUGCUCUACAUGGGGAUGCCACUGGUGUUGAUAAGGACAUCCAGAGGAUCACUCUUCCCAGCAUCAGCAGGCUGAGACAUUUCACUAAUGACACUCUGCUGGACCUGUUUUUCUACAACAGCCCCACCUACUGCCAGACCAUAGUGGACACAGUGGCCUCAGAGGUCAACAGGCUGCACGACCUCUUUAAACAGAGGCACCCAGAAUUCAAUGGGGCAGUUUCAGUAGUGGGCCAUAGCCUGGGUUCACUUAUCCUGUUUGACCUGCUAACCAAUCAGAGGACUGGAUCAGAAACCAGAGAAGGGCUGUCUUCUUGGGAGCCCUGUUGUCUGAAAUGUGAUACACUGGAGCAGGCUCUGAGCAAACUGGGACUACAGCAAUACUUGGAUACACUACAGGCAGAAAACCUCGACCUGGAAUCACUGGCUCUUUGCCAUGACAGCGAUCUCAAAGAUUUAGGAAUUCCUCUUGGACCUCGAAAGAAGAUCCUGAACUACAUCAGGAGGAAAAAGCUUCUGGAGGAUUGUAGGACACAGACAGAGUGUGUGGCACCUCUACCUCCCUUGACCACUGAUCAUGUUGGUAACCAGCCUUUAGGGCUGGCAACUCAGCACUCCCAGUUCCACAGGGCGCAGUCAGUCACCAGUGCUGUAGACUACGAAUACUUUGACGUGGGCAUCGGACAGCCCAGUGGAGGCAUAGCCAAGGGACAGGUAUCGAUUGAUUACCCACAGCUGGCAUUCCACCCUCAGAUGUUUUUUGCAUUCGGCUCUCCCAUUGGAAUGUUCUUGACUGUUCGUGGGCUUAAACACAUUGAUCCAAGUUACACCUUCCCCACCUGCAAGAGCUUUUAUAACAUCUACCACCCGUAUGACCCUGUGGCUUAUCGGAUAGAGCCCAUGAUUGUUUCGGAUGUGGAUCUGGAGCCCAUGCUAAUCCCGCACCAUAAAGGCCGGAAAAGGAUGCACCUGGAACUAAAGGACAGUUUCACUCGUAUGAGCAUGGAUUUGAAGAACAAUGUGCUGGGUUCUAUACGAACGGCGUGGCAGUCAUUUGCCAGACUACCUGCUGUUGCGCUGCCCCCAGUGAUAGAAGGGGAAACUACAACUGAGACAGACUUGGAAGAGACACGAGCCUCAGCUGAAGUCACUGCUUCUGUUAAGAGAGAAGAGAAAAGUGCUGAUUUUGGGACUAAAAUACUGGAGUGGCCCAGUGCUUUUCAUAACCAUUACUUCAAAGGAGUGUGUGUAGAGGCAGAGACCUCAGUGUCAGCAGAGCAGACACAACAGCCAGAGAUUAAAGUGGGGAUGUUGAAUGGAGGACGAAGGAUUGACUAUGUGCUUCAGGAAAAACCCAUUGAGAGCUUCAAUGAAUACCUGUUUGCCAUCCAGUCUCAUCUGUGUUACUGGGAAUCUGAGGAUACAGCUCUCCUGUUGCUGAAGGAGAUUUACGACAAGCUGGGUGUGGCCUUUGAACAGCCACAACAGUAAUUAAGUUUUAUGAAUGUAGACUAGGUUUUUAACUUGGCAGUAACCUGAGAGUGAAAAAACGAAGGACAGCUGACCAGCAACAGGCUGCACAAUCCUCGUCCAGGGUGCCUUACUGGCUGGGUGUUACCAGACUGCCCUGCCCUCUCCUCCUCUGAUGGUGGAGACUGCCUGGCUGCAGUCAGGUGAUCUUUGUCAGUCAGCCUGAGUUUUAGUGUCUGCUUAUGUUCCUGGUCAAAUUUUUGAGUCACUUUUUGUUUUGCUAUACUUUGCACUUUCAUUUACCAGCAGUUAUUGACAUAUCCUCUUUACCCUUGAGUAAUAAUGAAGAAAAAUAAUAAUAAGAGGAAACACACAGUACUUGUUGAAGUAUGGAAAUACACAUCAUUUUCCCUAUCACCAAUUGACAUUUCUGUGCAGUUCACAACAAAAAUAUACUUUAACAUUUGUGAAUUAUAAUUAAAAUAGUAGAUUAUAAUCUAUAAAAUGUAAUGUUAUUUCCCACCCCUAUACAUGGCCUUCAUAAAAAUCAGAAAUAUAGAAUUAUAAUUAAUAACAAUUCCUAUUAUAUGUGUUCAAAUGGCAUUUCUGUUUUACCUUUUAAACUUCAAGCUCUUGUGACCAAGGAAGCUGUCCCAUAGCAUAACAUUGGACCUUCCCUUUAUAAAUAACCAGGUCAGAUGGUUUCACUUGGUUAGCUGUAAGAUGUUUAGUUACUGAUUCAGAAAAGGGAAACUGAUAUUUUGUCUCUUACAAGUUUUCUGGCACUGUCAUUCUUUCUGCCGGCACCAAGACUACUUGGCAGAUGCUACUCCUAUUUCUCUGCAGCAUAACAGCCAUAUCGAUGUCACUCCUUUUAUUUUCACAUGGGGUCUGUUAGGGACCGUUAAUGAAAGUGAAGCUCAUCUUGCCUUUUGAUCAUGUUUAUUUAAAAUAUGUAUUUCAGCUUAAUUGUAUCUACAGAUGUAUCUAAAAGAAGUAAUCCUGGCAAAAGGGAAAAUUCUGGCAAAUUGUGGCAAAAGGGAAUUUUCAGAAAUGUAGCUGCUUGAAGGGACCAACUGGUUGUUUUUUUUUUUCUUGGUGUGUGUGUGUGUGUGUGUGUGUGUGUGUGUGUGUGUGUGUGUGUGUGUGUGUGUGUUUAGACUAUGUAUGUUACUGAAAGGCUAGUUCAUAUCUCCUAGAUCUUUGCUAUCCCUCUUUUACCAGACUUGUAUUUCUGAUGUUUUGCAGUUGGCUCACAUCCAAGUCCAUAAUAGAAGUGUAUUCUUUAUCCUAAAAUGUUUCAUUUACGUUCAGACUGACGUCAUAUAGAGAGUUGUAACUUUUUUUCAAAUCUAAGGGCCAAAUCGUACAUGUUUCUCUUCAGCUGUUCAUUUGUUUCCAUGUGUUGAAAGUCACAUUUUCUGUGUUGCACUUUAUGUUAGAGCAGAGUUUCUCACCAUUGUCUGGUCCUGACCCAGUUCUUUCAUAAUUUUCAUGGACCCAUUAAUAAAAAAGCUGUCACAUUGAAAUUGUUUGAAUCUAAUUUAAAGAGUAUGACCACUAGAUUGAUAUUUUUGUUCCAAAGUAGUUUAUUAUACAGAAAAUAUAUGCAACAAACAAAAUAUCAAUGUACAAAUUUCCCAAAUCUGCAUCUGUAUAUCAUGUAAUGCAAGGUCCAGAUUUCAAAGGUGAGAAACUCUGUUCAAGUGAUUUAACUUAAUAAACUACUUAUGUUUUGCAUUAUCAGGGUAUCAUGACCCCCACCACCAAAGCUUUGAGUAACUUGGGUGUAACAACCACACAAUGAAUGAAUGAACCUAAAAAGGUUGGUUCAUGUUUCUUCCUUCCUUGCACUGAACACUAAAUUAUUGUGUUGGAGUGUUUGAACUUCACCAAAUCUUUGUGACUAAAGAGAAGUAACAGAAAUGUAUGAUGCCAUAACUAGGCAUUUGAUAGUAAUGUGUUGACACACACUAAAAACAGAAAGUUCUCCAUUCUGAAUA